Messenger RNA from Fraxinus pennsylvanica, 324 nucleotides. Lineage: Eukaryota; Viridiplantae; Streptophyta; Magnoliopsida; Lamiales; Oleaceae. The record is from the annotation of a GenBank genome assembly.
AUGCUUCCAUACAAGGGGCCCGUUAAAUUACACUCCUCAGUAUCGAGCUCGAUUAGGGAUCGCACCAAGGACAUCAUGAGCGUGGUUGGGGCGUUGCUGUUUGGGGUUGGUUGCGGAGUCCUCACGGCCGCUGCAAUGUAUUUCGUGUGGUCUCCGUUCUCUCCCCAUCGCUUUGACUUUGAUGAUGAUUCCUCCUUUUCUUCUGAUGAUGACGAUGACAUCACCUCCUCCAAGAAGAUGGGGUACCUGGCUAUUCCUACGAAGCCCAAGGUGGUUGAUGAUGACCUCAAGAAACCUGCAUCCCCUGUCAAGGAAGCAGUCUAA